UGGGACGGGGUCGCUGUGUGAAUAACCCCGGAGAAACCUGCGCAUUUACCCAGAAAAACUGCCGCAGGCUCAGCCCAGGGCGCUGAUACCGACUCAACCGGCAUUCCUGUUCGUUCUCUGCGGACUGCUCCGCUUUUUUUUGUGAUUUUGCGCCAGGCGAUCUCUCUCCUUCUGCAGAAAUGAAGCGUUUUCCCCUGCUGCGCAUGUGGAGGCUCGAAUCCCUGGCUUUGGUCUUGUCUCUGGUCACCGCGCACAGCCAGGCUUCGGGGUACGGGACCCCGGGCUGGAAACUGGACGGGUACAGCAGCGGGCGCGACUACGCCAGGCCCCUGGAGUGCGUGGACAUCCCGAAGGACCUGCAGCUGUGCCAGGGCGUGGGCUACAGCCAGAUGCUGCUGCCCAACCUGCUGGAGCAGGAGAGCCUGGCAGAGGUGCGGCUGCAGGCGGGCAGCUGGGUGCCCCUGGUGCUGAAGGGCUGCCACCCGGGCACCCAGGUCCUGCUGUGCUCCCUGUUCGCCCCUGUGUGCCUGGAGAGGCCCGUGCCGCCCUGCCGCUGGCUGUGCGAGGCCGUGAGGGACGGAUGCCUGCCCGUGCUGGAGGGCUUCGGGUACCCCUGGCCCGACAUGCUCGCCUGCGACAAGUUCCCCCAGGACGACGUCUGCAUCCUCAACACCACAGGCAACGGCACCCAGACCAGCUUCACCGGCCCCUCCCCUAUCUGUCCCUCCUGUGACACUGAAAACAAAAUGGAGGUGAUUCUGGAGCACUUGUGUGCCAGCGAUUUCGCUCUGAAGGCCCAGGUGAAGGAGGUGAGGAGGGAGGGCUCGGGCCUCAGGGUGCUCCUGGAGAAGAGGAGGAGGCUGCUGAGGAAGGGCAGCCUGAGGAAGCGGGACCUGAAGAGGCUGGAGCUGCUCCUGCAGGAGGGGGCCCACUGCCCCUGCCCCCAGCUGGAGCGCCUGGGCCUGCCCUACCUGCUCACGGGGGUCCGGGGGGGCCAGCAGCCCCUGCUCACCGGCAUCCACGCCUGGGACAGGACCAGCGCACCGUUCAGGAGGGCCCUGAGGGCUUACCGCCGUAACCAGUGCCCCCCGUCCCAAACCGGCUCCAAAUAACCGCCCGGGCCUCGCAAGGACUCACACAAAAUCAUCUCACCCAGCACCGCCAUUACAGGACAUUCGUUAUUUAGCUGACGCUUAUAGCCAAAGCCAGUUAUAGUUGAUUAGAAAAGCCGGGGACAAUCCCCCUUGGAGCAAUGAAGAGCCUUGCUCAAGGGCCCAACAGCUGUGCGGAUCUUAUUGUGGCUACACCUGGGCUUGAACCGCUAACCUUGUCCCUGUCAUGUACCUUUUUAGCCACUAGGCUACAGGCUGCAUUUAAAAAAAUGAUAAAGAAAGAAUAAAAAAGUAAACACACAUAAAGGUAUGAAAUGAGCAGGUUGCACGGUGGCAGUGCAUUUUUGCCCUCUUUUUUCCACCUCUGUGUGAUUGGUCAUGUUGUGUCCGUCCUAAGUUGCACAUUCUUUGAUGGUUUCUGUUGUGAGGUGUUUUGCAGGUGGGUUGCACACUGGACUGGUCCCACCAAUAGUGUCAGAAUCUUUAACAGUGCAGGCCAGCCAUUGGACAGACCUGUGACCAAUGGGAGUAGGCGCUUCUCUGGUCCUAUCUAAACAAACGUAUGCAUACCUGUCUCUGCACAUGUUAUGUUUUACUAAAUAAAUUGACAAAAUAUAGAGAGAGAAGAUGUGUUUUAUGGGUAUAUGAGUAAGCGCAACAACCUAAGUGUGAGCAGUAUGAAAAAUGUGUAAGAAUUGAUUUCAUGGUUACUAUUAAUUAUUAUUAUGAAAUAUUCAUGUAUAUGUUUUUAUAUGGGUUUGGUUUGAACUAUUGAAAUGGCUCACAUUCAAUCAAAUUUGACGUAACUUUUUUCCAAGAGUUUUUCCAAUGCACGUUGUUUUUCAGUAAUGUUGAUUGAUAAACUUGGAAUACUACCUUUGUGAAGAAAACAAAGCACUUGUAACUGACAGAUCCAGACCAACAGCUCCUGAGGUCAGCGAACCAGUCAGCAGCCUUUCGCUGCUGUUUUAUCGUUCUUUUCUUUCUAUAAAGAUCAUUUAUCAGCUUUUACUCAAUGUGUAACCACUUUUCAGUUUGUUAUGAUAGAAACAAUGGUCUUUCAAAAAACAGGGAGAACCUGGUUUUCUUUCAUUCAUUCAGUUUUGAUUUUAUGUUUGUUGUUUUAUACUGAUGUAUUAAUUAACUGUGCAACAAGCAUCAACUAUACAGAUAUUACGAAAUGAAGAGCAUUAAAUCGUAUCUCAUAUCGCACAGAAUAACAUAUCUACCAUAUAGUUAAUAGCUAAUAGGACAGUCAAUGAACUCUUGCCAUUGACACAACUUAUGUGUAAAUCACAGGUCAGCACAUAAUGUACAUUUUCAUCAGAUUUCAGGACCAAAACACUGAAUCAGCAAGAUUUCACUUGGCUGAAGCUGCAAACUUUCGCUUUUUUUUUUUUUUACAUUCAUGUUUGGGCUGGACAGUUUGUGCUGGAUAAACAGUGUAAGUUGGAAUUGUAUUACAUCAACGUUAAGCACUGUUACUCAUUAAAUCAGAUCCCUUCUGUUUA
This is a messenger RNA of Conger conger (European conger), 2623 nucleotides long. RefSeq names its product secreted frizzled-related protein 1-like. NCBI's taxonomy places the organism in Eukaryota, Metazoa, Chordata, Actinopteri, Anguilliformes, Congridae. Gene Ontology annotation, molecular function: Wnt-protein binding. Gene Ontology annotation, biological process: canonical Wnt signaling pathway; negative regulation of canonical Wnt signaling pathway; non-canonical Wnt signaling pathway. The transcript has 3 exons. The record is from RefSeq and is a predicted model, not a curated record. The coding region runs from base 180 to 1112 and encodes 310 amino acids.